This is a messenger RNA of Pogoniulus pusillus (Red-fronted tinkerbird), 1580 nucleotides long. RefSeq names its product nucleoside diphosphate kinase A-like. Gene Ontology annotation, biological process: GTP biosynthetic process; UTP biosynthetic process; CTP biosynthetic process. Gene Ontology annotation, molecular function: nucleoside diphosphate kinase activity. The record is from RefSeq and is a predicted model, not a curated record. Lineage: Eukaryota; Metazoa; Chordata; Aves; Piciformes; Lybiidae.
GCAACCCCCGCCCCGAGGGGGCGGCCCGCGGGGGCGGUUCGGGCUAAGUCGGGGCUCGGCCGGCAGCCGCCGCACGGCUCGCAGAGCAGCGGAGACCGGCAGCCGGUGAGACGGGCGGUGAGAAGCGGGCGGUCCGAUGUCCUCCAGCCGGGGCGGACCAUGGCCUCCAUCGCCGAGCGCAACCUGCAUUGCCAUCAAGCCCGAUGGGGGUGCAGCGGGACUCGUGGGGGACAUCAUCAAGCGGUUUCGAGCAGAAGGCUUCAAACUGGUGGCCAUGAAAUUGAUUCACGCCUCUGAAGACCUGCUGAGAGAACACUACAUUGACCUCAAGGACCGUCCCUUCUACGAGGGCCUGGUGCAGUACAUGCACUCGGGACCCGUGGUGGCCAUGGUGUGGGAGGGUCUCAACGUGGUGAAGACUGGAAGAGUGAUGCUGGGGGAAACGAAUCCAUUUGACUCCAAGCCUGGCACGAUCCGUGGGGACUUCUGUGUGCAAGUAGGAAGGAACAUCAUCCAUGGGAGCGACUCUGUAGAAAGUGCCGAGACAGAGAUCAGCUUGUGGUUCACUCCUGAAGAGCUGGUUGAUUACAGGAGCUGUGCUCAUGAGUGGAUCUAUGACUAAAGCUUCCCUCUACCUUCCAAUACGUCCUGCCUGUAGACAGCUGCUAGGCUAUAGCUGUGGCCCAGCCCUCCCUACACACUGGUAGAUACCUGCCCCAGGAAGCUGAGAUGGCUCUGGUGUGAGUGUCAAGCGCAGCCAGCCUCUGCUGCUGCUCUGGGUAAAGAGCUGCGAGGUUAGAGGUGGAAUUGCACUUCUGGAGGUGAGGGAGAGAAGCUGGAACACUGAGCAGAGAAUGCAGGUAGCUUCCUGAAACACUCUGUAGUCAAAGAGGGUAUUUUGGUAGCGGGGGGGAAAAAUGCUAAGGAUACAUUUGUAAAUAACUGCAAGUGGCCCAGUGUGCAAGGCUGGAGCUGCUCAAAGGUGGCUUGUGCAUGUGUGCCCAGGCAUGGGAGCCUGAGCCUGCUGCCAGCCCCGGAUGGCUCCAGCAGAGCUUCUGAAUUCCCCUGUGCACAGCUGCCAGCACUUCCUCCAGACUGACACUGUUUCAACUUGCCUUCCCCCGCCCCGAGGAUUUAUGUAGCAUUUGAAGGCAGGAUUAAUAGGGCAGGCUCUCUGAAAUGCCCUUUUAUGUGAAAAGAAGAUUAAUGUGCGGAUGGAUGAGGGAGAUUCACCUUGAGCCACUUGGCUGUAGCAGUCCUGGCGCUGCGCAGUGACAACUGAGCGGCGUUUGCUCUACUGCUGAGCAGGUGGGAAUGCAGCUGGGUCCUUGUUUCUGUUCCUUCCUGGGUAACUCCCAAGCAGGGUGCCCUGGGGUAAGCUGUGCCAGAGGCAACUUUAGCACUGCUGUCAAAGGGAUUUGAUGAUGUAAGGAAGUACAGAACAGUGAUGUCAGUACCUCAGCAGAGGUGUCUGCUGCUGUCAGACAAUACUGGAGGGGGAACAAGAAACGUGUUGGGGUUUCUGUUGUGUGUUUGUUUACCCGCAGUGCUGAAUCCAUUAAAAACAAGAGUUGCAUCAA